CAAUGACCAGCCUUAGCCUAGUACCACUGCAGUCAUUCAUUCAGAAUGCAACAUGUUAUCCGCCCACUCAACAUCGCAUUGAAUGCUAACAGAAAAUACAGAUACCUGGCUCCUGAAGUUUCUGUGGACCACCUUGUAGUCGGUGCGGGUGUGGUCGGUCUUGCUGUAGCCCAGAGGCUCUGCGAAAAUUUCCCCUCCAAGUCCACUUAUGUUAUUGAGAGACACACUCGCCCUGGAGAAGAAAUUAGCUCUCGUAACUCAGAGGUCAUUCAUUCAGGGCUCUACUAUCCGCCAGAAUCUUUUAAGACUCUGCUCUGCAUCCGAGGACGCGACUUGUUGUAUCAGCGUUGUCAUGCUCAUCACAUACCACACCGAAAAGUAGGAAAGCUCGUGGUCGCUACCAAAGAGCAACGAUCGUAUAUCGAGAAUCUCUACCAGAAGUCAAUUUCACUGAAAUGGCCUCCAUUGACACCAUCAUCUGAAACGAAACCUGCUCUGCCUACGAAACUGAUUUCGGGAGAUGAAGCGCGCAUGUUAGAACCAGACCUGUCUCCAGAUAUUGUGGCCGCACUGUGGUGCCCAGAAACGGGAAUAAUAGAUUCACAUUCUCUGAUGGAGAGCCUCGAAAAAGAGAUUAUCGACUCUGAGAAUGGGGAAUUGGCCUAUGCGACGCAAGUCGUGCGAUUGGACCGCUCUGAAGGAAAGGAGGAUAGUGGAUGGAUAGUACAGACUGUAACCGGGGAUGGGAACAUACAAGAACCUAACGCUAUCCUGGCUCGAACCUUGAUCAAUGCAUCGGGUCUUUCAAGCACCUUCAUUCUUAAUUCUAUCCUGCCACCAGAACAGCGUAUUCCAAUUUUUUACGCUCGGGGGUCUUAUGUUUCCUACAAGGGACCAGGGAUUUCUGAGGUUUCACAUCUAAUAUAUCCAUGCCCUGAAACAGGGCCCAACGCACAUGCCUUCCAGUCAUUAGGGACACAUCUCACUCUCGAUUUGAAUGGUAAAGUUCGAUUUGGUCCAGACAUUGAAUGGAUAUCACCUCCGAGUGAUAACCCUUCGCACAUGGACUUUUGGACGAAGUGUCUAGUUCCAUCCGACUCUAGGACUAAGCAGAUGCAUCAAGCGGUGACCAAAUACCUGCCCGACGUGCUGCUAGAUAACAUGCAGCCUGACUAUGUGGGGAUUCGGCCGAAACUAGGGCCUCCAGGAUCAGAUUUUCAAGACUUCGUGUUCCGAAAAGAUUUUGCUAGAGAUGGGAGGAUGAACAGUGGGCGGAUGUUUAGCCUCUUAGGAAUAGAAAGCCCGGGAUUGACUUCCAGUCUUGCGAUCGCGGAGUACAUUGUGCAAGAGAUGUUGUAG
This is a messenger RNA of Marasmius oreades (fairy-ring Marasmius), 1359 nucleotides long. RefSeq lists its product as uncharacterized. The transcript has 4 exons. Gene Ontology annotation, cellular component: mitochondrion. Gene Ontology annotation, molecular function: (S)-2-hydroxy-acid oxidase activity; (S)-2-hydroxyglutarate dehydrogenase activity. The record is from RefSeq and is a predicted model, not a curated record. The coding region runs from base 46 to 1359 and encodes 437 amino acids. NCBI's taxonomy places the organism in Eukaryota, Fungi, Basidiomycota, Agaricomycetes, Agaricales, Marasmiaceae.